Messenger RNA from Dracunculus medinensis (Guinea worm), 1554 nucleotides. The record is from the annotation of a GenBank genome assembly. NCBI's taxonomy places the organism in Eukaryota, Metazoa, Nematoda, Chromadorea, Rhabditida, Dracunculidae.
AUGGUGGACUAUUCCUUAAGUAUGCCUUUGCAUCGUGAAAAUUUAUUAAAAAUUCUUCCUAAUUCCUUCAGAAAUAAUGAUGACCUAAGUGAACAAAGUUUUUUUGAAUGUCGCAUAUUCAUCAUUCCGCAUCCAAAAGCCAAAUUUACGGAAGAAGAGGCAACCAUUCAGAGAGGUAAAUUUAUAUUAAGUAUAUUUUGGAAGCCUACUCUUACAUUAAAAGUCAAAUUCCAGUUUGAAUUAAUCCGAAAAUAUUUAAAUAAAGGUGGAAGUGUAUUGAUCCUAAUGAGCGAAGGUGGAGAAACUGAAGCCAACACAAACAUCAAUUUUCUGCUCGAAGAAUUUGGUAUUUCCUGUAAUGAUGAUGUAGUUAUUCGAACUGCAUACUGGAAAUUUUUUGAUCCAAAAGAAGCAAUAAUUUCUAAUGGAAUACUGAAUCGAGCAAUUCCAUUAGCAACUGGAAAACAAUUUUCAAACUACGAAGCCGAAAAUAAUGCACAAGCAUUGUGCUUCGUAUAUCCGUUCGGAUGCACGCUAAAUGUUAGCCGCCAUUCGGUAGCUGUUUUAUCCUCCGGAAGUGUUUGUGUUCCUGUUAGCCGCCCAAUUUGCGCUUUUCAUAAAUUGCCUAAUAUUGGCGGAAAAUUGGUUGUAAUUGGGUCCAUUCAUAUGUUUACCGAUCAAUACAUAGAUAAAGAAGAAAACUCGAAAAUUUGGGUAAUCAAAUCGAAAUACAGCAUUCUUGAUUUGUCAAAGUUAGGGAACGGAAUAGAAGGCCUGCCUCUUCAAUCAGUUCUUAUUGCGGUUGUCCUAAAUAACGAUGAAUAUUUACAGGAAGUUGUCAUCAAAUAUCUAAUGGGAGAAGUAGAGUUGAAUCACAUCGACAGCAGCGAGCCUGAUCUCAUCGAUGCUCAUCCCAUUCCUGACCACAUAAAUAUUUCUGAUCAAAUCAAAGUAUGUUUGCAAGAAGGAGAUUUCGAAAUUGCGCGUAGUGGUGAUUUCUUAAAGCUUUUUGAUCUGAGUCUUUACUCUAUGGAUCUAUCAUUAUGGGCCAAAUCUAUCGAAGCUUAUUCUCAACUCGAAUUAAAAUAUGAACAGCUGUCGCUAAUUACUCCGCAUUUUGAAAUUCCCUUGCCUCCCCUCCAGCCUGCUAUUUUCCCGCCCAAUUUCCGUGAAUUACAUCCACCGAAACUUGAACUUUUCGACCUUGAUGAUGUAUUUUCUUCGGUAGAUAUACGCCUUGCUCAACUCUGCAACAAAUGUGAGGACACCGAUCUCGAAUUUUUCAUCAUGGAGGCUUGUAAUUUAUUUGACAUUGCUCGCAAUUUACCAAAAGACGAUCGCUGUGCCAAAAGAGUUUUGGAAUAUGUUUUGCAUCAAGUUGUCGAGUUCAAGAAAUUAAAUCAAGAAGAUUACGAUGUGGAUAACAGCGCAAUUGAUGCAGAUAUUGAAUCACUGAAUGCAGAUGCAGAUGAUCAAGUUGUGAAUCUGGUCAAUAUGUAUGAUAAUGAACAUUAUUCCUAUGAGUCGGAAGAUUAUGAUGAUAUGUUGGCUUAA